Messenger RNA from Callithrix jacchus (white-tufted-ear marmoset), 1896 nucleotides. The record is from RefSeq and is a predicted model, not a curated record. NCBI's taxonomy places the organism in Eukaryota, Metazoa, Chordata, Mammalia, Primates, Cebidae.
GUUACAGAUUCUGUUACCCUAUUGAAAAUCCAGGAUGCAGCUCUUUCUUGUGAAAGAUUAUUAGAACUUAAAAAAAAUCACUGUGAACUACUUACAGUAAAAAUUAAAAAAAUGGAAGAUAAGGUUAAUGUACUACAGAAGGAGCUGUCUGAAACAAAAGAAAUAAAAUCACAGUUAGAGCAUCAAAAAGUUGAAUGGGAACGAGAACUGUGCUCUUUAAGAUUUAGCCUAAACCAAGAAGAAGAGAAGAGAAGAAAUGCUGAUAUGUUGUAUGAAAAAAUUAGGGAACAGUUAAGAGGGAAAGAAGAGCAAUAUAGGAAAGAAGUUGAAGUGAAACAGCAACUUGAACUGACUCUCCAAACACUGGAGAUGGAAUUAAGAACUGUAAAAAGUAAUUUGAAUCAGGUUGUACAAGAGCGAAAUGACACUCAGAGGCAACUUUCUCGAGAACAGAAUGCCAGAGUGUUACAAGAUGGAAUUCUGACCAAUCACCUUUCCAAACAAAAGGAGAUUGAAAUGACUCAAAAGAAAAUGAAUUCUGAGAAUUCUCAUAGUCAUGAAGAAGAAAAAGGCCUAUUGCAUAAAAAUAGUGUGUUGCAGGAAGAAAUUGCUAUGCUAAGACUAGAAAUAGACACAAUAAAAAAUCAAAACCAGGAAAAAGAAAAGAAAUGUUUUGAGGACAUUGAAAUUGCGAAAGAAAAGAAUGAAGACCUUCAGAAGACUAUAAAACAGAAUGAGGAAACAUUAACACAAACAAUAUCCCAGUAUAAUGGAUGACUUAAUGUUCUGACAGCAGAGAAUGCGAUGCUAAAGUCUAAACUGGAGAAUGAAAAGCAAAGCAAGGACAGACUGGAAACAGAAGUUGAAUCAUACCGUGCUCGACUGGCUGCUGCUAUACAUGAUCGUGAUCAAAGUGAGACAUCAAAAAGAGACCUAGAACUUGCUUUCCAGAGAGCAAGAGAUGAGUGGUCUCGUUUACAAGACAGAAUGCAUUUUGAUGUGUCUAACCUAAAAGAUAACAAUGAGAUUCUUUCUCAACAACUUUCUAAAACGGAAAGUAAACUCAAUAGCCUAGAAAUUGAGCUCCAUCACGUGAGAAAUGCCCUCAGAGAAAAGACUUUGGGUUUAGAACGGGUACAAACAGACCUAAGCCAAACACAGUGUCAACUGAAGGAAAUGGAACAAAAGUAUCAAAAUGAACAAGUUAAAGUGAAUAAAUACAUUGGAAAGCAGGAGUCUGUAGAGGAGAGAUUGUCUCAACUACAAAGUGAGAAUACGUUGCUUCGACAACAACUGGACGAUGACCACAACAAGGCUGACAAAGAGAAGACAGUGAUUAAUAUCCAAGAGCAGUUUCAUGCUAUUGUACAAAAGCUGCAAGCUGAGAGCGAAAAGCAAAGUCUUCUGCUAGAAGAAAGAAAUAAGGAGUUAAUCAGUGAAUGUAAUCACCUAAAAGAAAGACAGUGUCAAUAUGAAAAUGAAAAGGCAGAAAGAGAAAUUGUUGUGAGACAGCUUCAACAAGAACUGGCUGAUACCCUAAAAAAACAGUCUAUGUCAGAGGCUUCUCUGGAGGUUACAUCACGUUAUCGUAUUAAUUUAGAAGGUGAGACACAGGAUUUAAAGAAGAAAUUAGGUCAAAUCAGAAAUCAAUUGCAGGAAGCACAGGAUCAACAUGCAGAAGCUGUCAGAUGUGUUGAGAAGAUGCAAGAUCACAAGCAAAAGCUUGAAAAAGAUAAUGCCAAGUUAAAAGUUAAAAUCAAAAAGCAAAUGGACAGAAUUGAAGAGCUUCAGAAAAACUUGUUAAAUGCAGAUUUGGUAAGUCAACCUCUUAAUUUCUUUCAUCCUGAAAAGGAAUUUUAUUGUUCUAGUGGUAGAAUAAGUUGAGUAUUACUUAUU